AUGAAUUCUAAACUACCAGAUGCCAGAAUUAUCCUCUCAGCAGAAAAAAAUGUUUUACUACAACCAAUACUAUUCCGCCAUCACUUACUGGCCAAAAUCAUUCAAUCUGAUCUUCGUCAAAUUAAGUGUUAUCACACGCCUUGUACAAAUUCUCAUUGGAAUCUAACGUGUUUUUACGAUGAUGUUCAUCUUUGUUUCUGUCAUUUACAUCAAAUUAAACGAUUAUCAAAUUGUUUUAAAUACAGUCACAACAUGGCAUUUGAUUGUUCGGGUCCGAACGAAUGCGAGAACGAUGGUCAAUGUUUUCAAAACUCACUAUCUUGUCGACGAGAAUGUUACUAUGGAUUUGCUACCAAUGCCUUCGCUUUGUCACUCGACCAUAUUUUAAAUUAUCAACUACGUCCAUGUGUUCGUUUCAUUCACCAAACAACUAUUGUUAAAAUAAGGGGAAUGUUAUAUCUUAGUAUCAUAAUAAUCGGCAUGACCAAUUGUGCUUUAGUCAUUGAUUAUAUUUAA
Messenger RNA from Adineta ricciae, 516 nucleotides. The record is from the annotation of a GenBank genome assembly. NCBI's taxonomy places the organism in Eukaryota, Metazoa, Rotifera, Eurotatoria, Adinetida, Adinetidae.